Messenger RNA from Plasmodium falciparum 3D7, 10662 nucleotides. RefSeq names its product erythrocyte membrane protein 1, PfEMP1. Bases 1 to 10662 code for a protein of 3553 amino acids. The transcript has 2 exons. Lineage: Eukaryota; Apicomplexa; Aconoidasida; Haemosporida; Plasmodiidae. Gene Ontology annotation, cellular component: membrane. Gene Ontology annotation, molecular function: host cell surface receptor binding. The record is from RefSeq and is a predicted model, not a curated record.
AUGGGGAAUGCAUCAUCAUCAGAGGGGGAGGCUAAAACCCCUAGUUUAACAGAAAGUCACAACAGUGCAAGAAAUAUUUUGGAAGGUUAUGCCGAAAGUAUAAAGGAACAGGCAUCAAAAGAUGCAAAAAUACAUGGACAUCAUUUGAAAGGAGAUUUGGCGAAAGCAGUAUUUCGUCAUCCAUUUUCUGCAUAUAGACCUAACUAUGGAAAUCCGUGCGAACUUGAUUAUAGGUUUCAUACUAAUGUAUGGCAUCGUAACGCAGAAGAUAGAAAUCCUUGUCUUUUUAGUCGUGCAAAACGUUUUUCAAAUGAAGGUGAAGCAGAAUGUAAUGGUGGUAUAAUAACUGGUAAUAAAGGUGAAUGUGGGGCAUGUGCACCGUAUAGGAGAAGACAUAUAUGUGACUAUAAUUUGCACCAUAUAAACGAAAAUAAUAUAAGGAAUACUCAUGAUUUAUUGGGGAAUUUGUUAGUUAUGGCAAGGAGUGAAGGUGAAUCUAUUGUGAAAAGUCAUGAAUAUACAGGUUAUGGUAUAUACAAAUCAGGUAUAUGUACUUCUCUUGCUCGCAGUUUUGCAGAUAUAGGAGAUAUUAUUCGAGGAAAAGAUCUGUAUCGUCGUGAUAGUAGAACAGAUAAAUUAGAAGAGAAUUUAAGAAAAAUUUUCGCGAAUAUAUAUAAAGAAUUGAAGAAUGGGAAGAAGUGGGCGGAAGCAAAAGAGUACUACCAAGAUGAUGGAACUGGAAAUUAUUAUAAAUUAAGGGAAGCUUGGUGGGCACUUAACAGAAAAGAUGUGUGGAAAGCAUUAACAUGUAGUGCGCCAAGGGAUGCUCAAUAUUUCAUAAAAUCAAGCGUCAGGGAUCAAACAUUUUCAAAUGAUUAUUGUGGCCAUGGUGAACAUGAGGUUCUUACAAAUUUAGAUUAUGUCCCUCAAUUUUUACGAUGGUUUGAAGAAUGGGCAGAAGAGUUUUGUAGAAUAAAAAAAAUAAAAUUAGGAAAGGUUAAGGAAGCAUGUCGUGAUGACUCAAAAAAAUUAUAUUGUAGUCAUAAUGGAUAUGACUGUACGAAAACUAUUCGAAAUAAAGAUAUUUUGUCUGAUAAUCCUAAAUGUACUGGGUGUUCUGUUAAAUGCAAAGUUUAUGAACUUUGGUUAAGGAAUCAACGAAAUGAAUUUGAAAAACAAAAAAAAAAAUAUUAUAAGGAAAUACAGACAUAUACAUCGAAGGACGCUAAAACUGAUAGUAAUAUUAAUAACGAAUAUUAUAAGGAAUUUUAUGACAAACUUAAAAAUGAGGGCUAUGAAACAUUGAACAAAUUUAUAAAAUUACUAAAUGAAGGAAGGUAUUGUAAAGAAAAAAUAUCAGGAGAAAGGAAUAUUGAUUUUACUAUGACUGGUGAUAAAGACGCGUUUUAUCGCUCAGACUAUUGCCAAAUAUGUCCUGAAUGUGGAGUCCAAUGUAGCGGUACAACAUGCACACCAAAAAAAGUGAUACAUCCGAAUUGCAAAGAUAAAGAAACUUAUGAGCCUGGUGAUGCAAAAACCACUGAUAUUACUGUCCUUUAUAGUGGUGAUGAAGAAGGUGAUAUUGCACAAAAAUUACAAGAUUUUUGUAAUGAUAAAAAUAAAGAAAAUGAUGAAAACUAUGAAAAAUGGCAAUGCUAUUAUAAAAGUAGUGAGAUUAAUAAAUGUCAAAUGACACCAUCAUCACACAAAGUUCCAAAACAUGGUUACAUUAUGUCAUUUUAUGCUUUUUUUGAUUUGUGGGUUAAGAAUUUAUUAAUAGAUAGUAUAAAUUGGAAGAACGAUCUUACGAAUUGUAUAAAUAAUACUAAUGUUACGGAUUGUAAAAAUGAUUGUAACACAAAUUGUAAAUGUUUUGAAAAUUGGGCUAAAACAAAAGAAAAUGAGUGGAAAAAAGUGAAGACGAUAUACAAAAAUGAAAACGGAAACACGAACAAUUAUUAUAAAAAACUUAAUAACCAUUUUCAAGGUUAUUUUUUUCACGUUAUGAAAGAGCUUAACAAAGAAGAAAAAUGGUAUAAACUUAUGGAAGAUUUAAAAGAAAAAAUUGAUUCUUCCAAUUUGAAAAAUGGUACGAAAGAUUCAGAAGGCGCAAUAAAAGUGUUGUUCGAUCACUUAAAAGAUAUAGCUGAAAGAUGCAUAGACAAUAAUUCAAAAGAUUCAUGUCCACCUUCAGUGGAUACGAAAACAAACCCCUGUGCUAAACCUCCUGGUAGUAAACCCACUAAAAGUGUAAAACAAUUAGCGGAACAUAUGCAACAGAAGGCACAAAAACUUUUGGGUACUCGUGGUGGUGAAAGUAAAUUGAAGGGGGAUGCAACAAGAGGGACGUAUAACCUUGGAGGUCAAGGAAACACGUUGAAUGGCGAUAUAUGUAAAAUAACAAAAAAUCAUACCAAUGAUAGUCGUCCUAAUGGUGAACCAUGUACAGGUAAAGAUAAAGUUAAAAACGGGUUUCGCUUGAAAAUAGGAACCCCGUGGACAAAUAUUGUACAAAAAAAAAAAAAAAAGUCAUACAAAGACUUCUAUUUACCUCCUCGGCGUCAACAUAUGUGUACAUCAAAUUUAGAAAAUUUGAGCACGAGUAGCAAAGGACUUAGUAAUGGUAGUUUUGCUAGUCACUCAUUAUUAGGUGAUGUAUUGCUCGCAGCAAAAUUUGAAGCACAAAAGAUAAUACUAGUGUAUAAAAAUAAGAAUAAUAUAAAUAUCAGAAAAAGAAUAACUGACCCAAAUGAUCAAGCUACUGUAUGUCGUGCUAUACGUUACAGUUUCGCCGAUCUAGGAGAUAUUAUACGAGGAAAAGACAUGUGGAAUAUAAACAGUGAUGCAAAAGAUCUUCAAGAUCGUUUAGAAAAAAUAUUUAAAACCAUUAAUGAAAAACUUCCUAAUGAAAUCCAAAAAAGAUAUACGAACCGUGAAAAUAAACAUUUAGAUUUACGUUCAGACUGGUGGGAAGCUAAUAGACAUCAAGUUUGGAGAGCUAUGAAAUGUGCAACAAAAGGCAUCAGCAAUAACAAUUGUAAUGGUAUCCCAAUAGAAGAUUACAUCCCACAACGAUUAAGAUGGAUGACGGAAUGGGCCGAAUGGUAUUGCAAAAAGCAGUCACAGGAAUAUGAGAAGUUGGAGGAGAAGUGUGGGAUGUGUACGGGUAAGGGUCAGGGUGAUGGUAAAGAUUGUACACAGAAGGAUAAAGAAUGUAGUCCGUGCAAGAAAGCAUGUGAUGCAUAUAAGAAGGAAAUAGAAAAAUGGGAAAAACAAUGGAAAACAGUAUCAGCUAUAUACCAAAUAUUAUACGCAAAAGCACGAAUUGUUGCUAGUAAUGGCGGUCCUGGGUAUUAUAAUACGGAAGUACAGAAGAAAGACCGAUCCGUGUAUGACUUCUUGUACGAGUUACAUUUACAAAAUGGUGGCAAAAAAGGUCCUCCUCCUGCUACACAUCCUUAUAAAUCUGUUAACACACGUGAUAAACGUGAUGCCACUGAUGAUACAACACCCACUGUGUAUAGUACUGCUGCAGGAUAUGUACACCAAGAAGCACAUAUUGGUGAUUGUAAGGAACAACACGUUUUUUGUGAUAAUAACGGCAACAAGGAGAAGUAUGCUUUUAAGAAUCCACCAAAUGUAUAUGUUGAGGCGUGUAAGUGUAUGACGAGGGAGGCACCACCACCACCAACAACUCCUUCUACUCCAAAUCCGUGUGCUGAAACUGGUGGUGUACAUACCAUUAAAACUGUGACUGAUGUCGCAAAAAUAUUACAGGGGGAGGCAAAUGAAACAAUGCUAAAAAAUAGUUCCAAUGGUAAUGAUAAGGAUGAGAGUAAAUUGAAAGGUAAGGCAGAAGAAGGGGAUUAUAGUCGUGGAGGUACGCCAAGUGACUUCAACAACAAUUUAUGUGGUAUAACACAAAAGCAUUCCAAUGCUCAUAAUGAUUCACAACAACCAUGUUAUGGAAAAGAUCAAAAAAGGUUCAAUGUAGGAACGGAAUGGUCAUUUAAGGAUAAUCAUAGAAAACGGACACACCCUGAGGCAUAUAUGCCUCCAAGAAGGGAACAUAUAUGUACAUCAAAUUUGGAAUAUUUAAUUCAUAAGAGAAAAAAACCAAUUAUAGAAGGUGAUCCUAACAAGAUUAUUCAUUCCUUAUUGGGCGAUGUGUUACUUGCAGCAAAAUAUGAAGCAGAAAACAUAAAGAAACUGUAUGAAGAAAAUAACAACCGAAAAGAUCAGGAAGGUAUAUGUCGAGCUAUGAAAUAUAGUUUUGCAGAUAUAGGGGAUAUUAUUCGAGGAAAAGAUAUGUGGAUAGAAAACAAUGAUGCUAAGAGAUUACAAACAAAUUUGAAAGAAAUAUUUACUAAAAUUAAAGAAAAAACUGGAGGCACCACAUAUAAUGAAGAUAACGAUCCGUAUUUAAAAUUACGUGCAGAUUGGUGGGAAGCUAAUAGAGCCAAAGUAUGGAAAGCAAUGAAAUGUAAAACAAAUGGCGUAGAUAUCACUUGUGAUAGUGAUCAUACACCAUUGGAUGAUUAUAUCCCCCAAAGAUUAAGAUGGAUGACUGAAUGGGCAGAAUGGUAUUGUAAAGCGCAAUCACAGGAGUAUAAGAAGUUGGAGGAGAAGUGUAGUCAAUGCAAGAGUAAGGGUAAAGGUGGGAAUGAGUGUUACAGAGAAACGAAGGAAUGUAACGAUUGCAAGCAAGCAUGUGAAGAAUAUAAAAGGAAAAUAAAAACAUGGGCAGAUCAAUGGAAGGUAAUAUCAAAUAAAUACGAGGAUUUAUACAAAAAAGCCCAAAAUCCUACUAAUGCUGUUCUCAAAGAUAACAAAGAUGAGAAAGACAAGAAUGUGAUUGAUUUUUUGACACAAUUACAAAAAGCAAAUAAUGGCGAAAAAACUGGUGUGCACACCGUGUAUUCUACUGCUGCAGGAUAUAUACAUCAAGAGGCACGUACACGUGAAUGCCAGGAACAAAGGGAGUUUUGUGAUAAAAAAAAUGGCAUUGACAACACAAGUUAUGCUUUUAAGGAUCCACCUCAUGGGUAUGCUACAGCGUGUGAUUGCAUAAAUAGGUCGCAAACAGAGGAGCCGAAGAAAAAGGAAGAAAAUGUAGAGAGUGCGUGCAAAAUAGUGGAAGAAGUUCUUUCGAAACCACGAGAUAAAACUACAGGUGGAAUAGAUCAUUGUAAUCCAAAGUAUUAUCCAAGAAAAGAAAAUUAUCCUGGAUGGAAUUGUACUCCAGGUCAGUUUAAAUCAGGUCAUGCUGGAGCAUGUAUGCCUCCAAGAAGAAUAAAAUUAUGUGUAAUUAAUUUACAAUAUUUGAAUGAGAAGAAAUCACCAGAAGAAUUGAGAAAAGCUUUUAUUCAAUGCGCUGCAAUAGAAACGUAUUGGUUAUGGCAAAAAUACAAAAAGGAUAAGAAUGGUGGUGUUGCACAAGCAAAAUUAAAUAGUGGUACCAUCCCUGAUGACUUUAAGCGUCAAAUGUUCUAUACGUUUGGAGAUUAUAGAGAUUUAUGUUUAGAUACUGAUAUAUCAUCAAAAGCAGAUACAAGUACAGGUGUAGGUAAAGUAAAAAUUAAUAUAGAUUCUGUUUUCCAAAAAAUUGACAUAACUAAUGUCGAACAACGUAAACCUUGGUGGGGAAAAAACGCAGAAGCUAUUUGGGAUGGAAUGUUAUGUGCUUUAAGUUAUAAUACUACAAACAAAAAUAUGGAUUACAAUGCACACACAAAAUUAAAUCCCACGUACGGCUACAACGCCAUAAAAUCUGAACUGGAAGACUUUGUGAACAGACCUCAAUUCCUUCGAUGGUUCACUGAAUGGAGUGACGAAUUUUGUACAGAACGUAGUAUAAAGAUCAAGGAGUUGGAAACAAAAUGUAACGAUUGUACUGUUAGUGAGAGUGGUACUAGUGAUGCUACGGGUAAUAAAACAUGUGAUGAUAAAGAUAAAUGUGACGAGUGCAAAAGAGCAUGUACAACAUAUAAAACUUGGCUUAAAAAUUGGAAAACUCAAUAUAAAACACAAAGCAAAAAAUAUUUUGAUGAUAAAAGAAAAGAACUAUAUAAAAGUAUCGAUGACGUCGCCAGUUCUACACAAGCCUAUCAAUAUUUACAUGCACAAUUAAAAAAACUUUGUGGUAAUGCUGAUUGCAAGUGUAUGGAUGGUGAGUCCAAAGAAACAACCGGACAGCCUGAUAACUCCCACGAUUCCCAUAUGCCUGCAUCAUUAGAUGAUGAACCCGAAGAAGUGAAUGGAAAGUGUAAUUGUAAAGUGAAACAUCGUCCACAACCUCCGCUAGCACUUCCACCACCAGCACCAUCGGGACCUCCAGCUGAAGACCAAAUUGAGCAUGACAAUAGAGGACGAUCGGAACGUGGUGACCAAGGCCCACUACCAGCGCGACCUCCUCCUCCCCCACAAGCUGCACAACCACCACAACCAAAACCAAAACGCACUGGAGAAGGCCUCGGUCGUAAUCUACCACCAGCUGACAGAAAUACCAAUCUCUCCGAUUCCGAAGAAGAAGACGACGAAGAUGACGACGAAGUCCAGGAGGAGGAGGAAACGCCACCGUCGGAGGCGGAGGAAGGUGAAGGACACGUCGAGACAGAGGAGGAGACGAAGCCGGUGAAGGAAAAGACGGAAGGGGCGGGGGCCACAGAAGUCACAAAACAGGGGUCGGCACCAACGGCAACAACACCAACAGUAGAAGAUAUUUGCGCCACAGUGGCCAAAGCACUUAAGGGCGACAAAAGUCUCAAUGCCGCAUGUGCCCUCAAAUAUGGCAAAAACAACUCACGUUUAGGUUGGAAAUGUAUACCAACUAGUGGUGACAAAACAGACACAAGUGAGAAUGGUGCCCCACGUCGUGCUCGUAGUGCCCAUGGUGGUAAAAGUGAUAGUGAAAAAGGUUCCAUAUGUGUGCCGCCGCGAAGACGACGAUUAUAUAUAAAAAAGAUAGUAGAUUGGGCGGAAUCACAGUCGAAGACAGUAACAAGUGUUAAUGGAGAUGGUAAUGGGUCACAGGAAGUAGUUAGUGUUAAUGGAGCUAGUGAGAGUGGUGGUAGUGGUAGUGGUACUGAGUCACAGGCGAGUGAUGUGUCACAAGGUAACGGCGCGUCGACAUCGCCACAAGUGGCUCUCCUCCACGCCUUUGUGAAGUCCGCUGCAAUAGAGACGUUUUUUGCUUGGCAUAAAUAUAAAGUGGAUAAAGAAAUAGAGGAAAAGGAAAAACAGGCAGCACAAAAUCAUCUAGUUCAACGUAAAACAAGCGAGAACCCCCAAAAGAAAUUAGAAGGUGGUGAAAUACCUGAAGAUUUUAAGCGUCAAAUGUUCUAUACUUUAGGAGAUUAUAGGGAUAUUUUAGUGGGGGACAAGACUAUGAUUGAGGCGUUAGAAAAGAGUGGUGACACGAAAAUAGAAGAUAUAUCGGAAAAAAUACCAAAAAUUUUAGAUGGUGAGAACAACAAAGCUGCUGGUGGUGGCCCCAAACAACCAAAUAGUGGUAAAACACCACAAGAAUGGUGGAAAGAAAACGCAAAACACAUUUGGCAUGGAAUGAUAUGUGCUUUAACAUACAACACAGACAGUAAUGGAAAGGACAAAAAAAUACAACAGGUUAAAGCUACGGACAACACAGAUCUUUUCCAAAAACUGAAAAAAGACAACGACUACGAAACUGUGUCAUUUGGUGCUAGUGGUACCGGCGCCAAAAGCAACGACGAUACCAAAUUAAAAAAUUUUGUGGUACGCCCCACAUAUUUUCGUUGGUUAGAGGAAUGGGGAGAAGAGUUUUGUCGAAAACAAAAACAUAAGUUAUAUAUAAUUAAAAAAGAUUGUCGUGAUAAUAAGUUUUGUAGUGGUGAUGGCUUGCGUUGUGACGAAAAAGUUCCAGAUAAGAAAGAUAUUUUUAAGCAUUUCGAUUGUCCCAGUUGUGCCAGACAUUGUAGAUCUUAUAGAAAAUGGAUAGAAAGAAAAAAAACAGAAUAUGAGAAACAAGAAAGCGCAUAUAGUAAACAAAAAAGUAAUUACGUAAAUGGAAGUAAUGGUGAUGGAGGUAAUAAUAAUGAUAAAGAAUUUUACACAAAACUAGAAACGUGCACUAAAGCAACAAACUUUUUAGAAUCAUUAAAAGGACAAUGUAUUGGUAAUAAUAAUGGAGGCACUGACAUAAAAUUUAGUAAUACAAAUAUAACAUUUGGAUCUGCAGAAGAUUGUAAACCUUGUUCUGAAUUUAAAGUAAAUUGUGAAAAUGGUAGUUGUGGGAGUGCUAAGCAAAAGGAUUGCCCAAAUAAUACGAUUACUUCACAAAAUAUUAAAGGUCUUACUGACCAAGUAGAUAUGCGUGUUAGUGAUAACACUGAAAGUGGAUUUGAAGGUGAUUUAGGCAUUUGUCAGGGUGCAGGUAUAUUUAAAGGUAUUAGAAAAGAUGAAUGGAAAUGUGGUGAUUUCUGUGGUAUAGAUAUAUGUACUCUGGAAAAAACCAAUAAUGGGAAAGAAAGCGAUAAAAAAUAUAUCAUAAUGAAAGAAUUCGUUAAAAGAUGGCUAGAAUAUUUUUUUGAAGAUUAUAAUAGAAUUCAAAAAAAAUUAAAGACAUGUAAAGAAAAUGGUAAAGGAUCCACAUGUAUAAGAAGUUGUGUAGAUGAAUGGAUAAAGCUGAAAAAGGAUGAAUGGCAAAAAAUUAACAGUAAUUACCUUGACCAAAAUACAAAAGAAAAUCCUGAAGGUAAUAAUUUAAGCUCUUUUUUGGAGGAUGGACCGUUUAAGAAUGAGGUUGAUAAAGCUAUAAAACCUUGUGGUAAUUUAACUGAUUUCAAGAAGUCAAAGAAAUGUAAUGGCACUUCCAGAUCAGGAAAUAGUGAAGAGAGCACAAAAUAUGAUGGUGUUAUAUGUUUGCUUGAUAAUCUUAAAAACAUAAUAAAAACUUGUCAAAACGUACCUAGUGGCAAACCAGAUACACCGUGUCAAAAAUCCCCCGCCCCCGUUGGAGACGAUGAUGAUCCCCUUGAAGAGGAAAACCCAGUAACACAACCGAACAUUUGUCCGCAAACAUCAGUGGAAGAAAAAAAAAAAGAGGAAGAAGAAAAGUGUGAUGAAAAGGAGGAAGAAGAAGAAAAAGAGGAGGAAAAAGAUAAAGGAGAUGAGGAAGUAAAAGAAGAAGAAAAAGAUAAAGGAGAUGAGGAAGAAGAAGCAGAAGAAGAAGAAGAAGAAGAAGAGGAAACAGAUAGUCACAUUUAUGAAGACUACUCUGAUUCAGACGCAGAGGAAGAUGAUGAAGAUGAAGCUGUUACAGAAUCCUUAUCACCUUCAGAGUCACAACCAAAACGAUUGCUACGAGAAUUUCCAUCCCCCGAAUUAAAAAAUGCCAUGUUAUUUUCUACCAUCCUCUGGAUGGUAGGUAUCGGUUUUGCGGCGUUCACUUAUUUUUUUCUAAAGAAAAAACCGAAAUCACCUGUUGACCUCUUACGUGUACUUGACAUCCAUAAAGGCGAUUAUGGAACACCUACCCCGAAAUCAAAAAAUAGAUAUAUCCCCUAUGUGAGUGAUACAUAUAAAGGGAAAACAUACUUAUAUGUUGAAGGAGAUACAGACGAAGAGAAAUAUAUGUUUCUGUCUGAUACUACUGAUAUAACCUCUUCCGAAAGUGAGUAUGAAGAAUUGGAUAUUAAUGAUAUAUAUGUACCAGGUAGUCCUAAAUAUAAAACAUUGAUAGAAGUAGUAUUGGAACCAUCAAAAAGUGAUGGUAACACACCAGGUAAGGGUGAUGGUAACACACUAGGUGAUGAUAUGGUACCUACCACGAAUACAUUUACAGAUGAGGAAUGGAAUGAACUGAAACAGGAUUUUGUAUCACAAUAUAUACAAAGUAGAUUACCAAUGGAUGUACCACAAUAUGAUGUAUCAACGGAGAGUCCAAUGAAUAUAGGAGGUAAUGUUUUAGAUGAUGGUAUGGAUGAAAAACCUUUUAUUACUUCUAUUCAUGAUAGGGAUUUAAAUAGUGGAGAAGAAAUUAGUUAUAAUAUUCAUAUGAGUACUAACACUAAUAAUGAUAUUCCAAAAUAUGUAUCAAAUAAUGUAUAUUCUGGUAUAGAUUUAAUUAAUGAUACAUUAAGUGAUAACAAACAUAUUGAUAUAUAUGAUGAAGUGCUAAAAAGAAAAGAAAAUGAAUUAUUUGGAACAAAUUAUAAGAAAAAUACAUCAAACAAUAGUGUAGCAAAAAAUACUAAUAGUGAUCCAAUUAUGAACCAAUUAGAUUUGUUACAUAAAUGGUUAGAUAGACAUAGAGAUAUAUGUGAAAAUUGGGGGAAAAAAGAAGAUAUUUUGAAUAAAUUGAAUGAACAAUGGAAUAAAGAUAAUGAUGGUGGUGAUAUACCAAAUGAUAACAAAAAGUUGAAUACGGAUGUUUCGAUACAAAUAGAUAUGGAUGAAACUAAAGGAAAGAAGGAAUUUAGUAAUAUGGAUACUAUCUUGGAUGAUAUGGAAGAUGAUAUAUAUUAUGAUGUAAAUGAUGAAAACCCAUCUGUAGAUGAUAUACCUAUGGAUCAUAAUAAAGUAGAUGUACCAAAGAAAGUACAUGUUGAAAUGAAAAUCCUUAAUAAUACAUCUAAUGGAUCGUUGGAACAACAAUUUCCUAUAUCGGAUGUAUGGAAUAUAUAA